Molecule: messenger RNA, 1002 nt
Organism: Closterium sp. NIES-65
Lineage: Eukaryota; Viridiplantae; Streptophyta; Zygnematophyceae; Desmidiales; Closteriaceae
Source: the annotation of a GenBank genome assembly
GUGGCGGCGGGGGUGUUGGGCCGACUGCUGGACGCGGCUCAGCAGCCGCACUCGCUCUUUGAGGUGGCGGCGGUGGUAACGCAGCCGCCGUCCAGCCGGGGCAGGGGGCGCACUAAAGGACAGCUGCAGCCGACCGCCGUGGGACAGCUGGCAGCAGAUCGCGGCCUGCCGCCCGACCGUAUCCUCUCGCCUGCCACGGCUCGCGAUCCCGCCUUCCUAGAGGCGCUGAAGCACCUGCAGCCAGACAUGUGCAUCACUGCAGCAUAUGGAAACUUCCUCCCGUCUUCCUUCCUCUCUAUCCCGCUCCAAGGCACUGUGAACAUUCACCCCAGCCUGCUCCCCAAGUUCAGAGGAGCAUCGCCCGUGCAGCGAGCACUGGAGCAAGGGGUGGCAGAGACAGGAGUGACAGUGGCGUACACGGUGCUGCAGAUGGAUGCAGGCCCCAUCAUCGCACAGGAGCGGGUGCUGGUAGCGGAUGACGUGCAAGCACCUGAACUGCUCAACGACCUCUUUCAUCGGGGCACGCACCUGCUACUGCAGCAUCUGCCCGCCGUGCUGGAUGGCUCUGCGGCUGCCACUGCGACGCCGCAAGACGACUCCCAAGCUACCCACGCGGCUAAGGUGGCAGCAGAGGAGGGCAUUCUCAACUUCUCUCUGCCAGCCCUCACUCUGCACAACAAGGUUCGGGCGUUCCCCCCCUGGCCCGGCACCCGAGCCUCCUUCCUAACCAAGGACCCAGUGACGGGCGACGUGGACAACGUGUCUCUCAAGCUCCUCCGCACGCGGCCCCGCCCCGCUACCCCCGCCUCCUCCCCACCAUCCCCCGCGGUGGCACCGGAGGAGGUGGAGGAGGUGUGGCUGGAGGGGCAGGCCAUGCUUGUUCCGUGCAGUGAUGGAUCUGUGCUUGAGGUGCUGGAGGUGCAGCCAGAGAGCAAGCGACCAAUGACAGCCAAGCAGUUCUGGAACGGCCUCCGCAACCGCAAGCUCUACCGCCCUGCUUGA